This is a messenger RNA of Ictalurus furcatus (blue catfish), 4875 nucleotides long. It is a transcript of the gene tlr1, whose product is annotated as toll-like receptor 1. Gene Ontology annotation, molecular function: protein binding; transmembrane signaling receptor activity. Gene Ontology annotation, cellular component: membrane. Bases 76 to 2412 code for a protein of 778 amino acids. Lineage: Eukaryota; Metazoa; Chordata; Actinopteri; Siluriformes; Ictaluridae. The transcript is spliced from 3 exons. The record is from RefSeq and is a predicted model, not a curated record. Gene Ontology annotation, biological process: immune response; inflammatory response; toll-like receptor signaling pathway.
AAGUGCUAUUUAAAAAGAAAGCAGGAAGCAGAAGUACGACUUCAUAAUUUGACUAUUAUGCUUUACUAAAACAACAUGAGAUGUGCUACUGUUAAUCCCCAUCACCCACUCAGCAGAACAUUCAGCAAACAAAUAACGCAGAAUUCUUCCUUGAUAAUACUUGCACUAAUGAAGGCUCAAGGGCUCCCCUGGUUGUCAGUGGUGGCACUCCUGGUGUCUUCACCAUAUUCCUCCUUGCUGAACAUGGAGACGUUUAUUCUUGACUACUCUUCCAGAAACCUUUCUGCAGUUCCCCCUGAUCUCCCCCCAUCUGUUCAAUGCCUAGAUGUGUCUCAGAAUCGAAUUUGGACCCUGAAGAAACAUGACUUCCAUAGAACACCCAGGCUCCAUUUUCUAAAUCUCUCCUGGAACAUUCUUGAAGAUAUACACCCAGACACAUUUAUUUCCACUCCUCUUCUGGCAACACUGGAUCUGUCCCACAACAGCCUGAAAAAUCUGUCCCACCAACAAUACCUGGUGAAAGCACAAAACCUACAGUAUUUGGACUUGUCAUCCAACUUGUUUGCAGUUAUGGCACUGGGGUAUGAGUUUUCCAAACUCAUGAAACUUAAAUGGCUUGGUUUGAGUGCCAGGAUUAUUCAGAACAACAACUUUGUUAACAUCUCUGACCUCCAUCUCCAAACUCUCUUCAUUCAGGCUCAAGAUUUGAUGGUGUAUGAAAAUGGAAGUCUCACUGGUGCAAAAACAGACAAAAUUGUCAUCCUAAUGCCCAGUAAUGUAUUUGAUCUCCCAAUAAUUGUUGACGCUUUGGCAUCCUUUAAACAAGUAGAGCUAAGGGGGCUAUACAAUCCAGAGGACUUCCUUGGAAUACUUGUGACACGCAAAGUACGCAUUCAAACGGUUAAUUUACAUUUAUCUUCUGUUUGGAGUACAUGGAAGGUAAUAACAGCCCUUACCAACAGGGCCUUAAUGUCAACUAUCUGCCAGUUCAGUAUGUCUAAUCUUACCCUUUAUGAUAUGAAUGGAGAUUAUUUUGUGAUCCAAGGCUACUCUUUAGAUUCCUUCAGCAUUAGACAAGCAUCAGUGACUGUGUUCAUUUUUAAUCAGCUGAGUCUAUAUGACUUCAUAAUCAAUAUACCUGCAAGAAAUCUAACUUUUGCCCAGUCACCAAUAGUCCAUAUGACCUGCCCAAAGGUUGUUAGCAUGAUACAGAUGCUUGAUUUAUCUGACUGUGUCCUAACUGAAAAUGUAUUUAAAGAUCCUCUUGGGGAAUGUAACACCUUGAGCAAUCUGGAGAUAUUGGUCUUGAAGCGCAAUAACCUUAGACAGUUGAUGCCACUGACUUCAAGAGUUCAACUAAUGAGCUCUCUAAGACAUGUGGACUUUAGCCAGAAUUCACUGACUUAUGAGGAAACUCAGGGCAGAUGCACUUGGCCUUCGAAAAUCAGCCACUUGGAUUUAUCUUUUAAUGAGUUUGACCAGACUGUGUUUAAAUGCUUGCCAACUGCUCUAGUCAAUCUAAACCUCCAGAACAACCACAUUAGCGCAAUUCCAGCAAAUAUUUCUGGUCUGGACUCUCUCAAAGUUCUAGAUCUUACGGCAAAUCGUCUGCUGGAUCUCCCAGACUGCCUGGGGUAUCCAAAACUACAGAAACUUGUGCUACGUGGGAACUUCCUGCAUGCGCCAUCAACAGGCUCUCUCAAGACCUGUCCACACCUAACUGUAGUGGAUAUGAGUAUGAAUCCCUACAUCUGUACCUGCCCUUUGCGAGAAUUCACCAACCUUAUUGAUGAAAAGGGUACACUGGGUGGCUCAAAUUCUUGGAAGUACCAAAGAAUCACCGUGGCUCACUGGCCAGAUGGGUAUCGAUGUAGUUACCCAGAGUACUGGAGAAAAGCAAUGCUUAAAAACUUCAGUAUGCUUGAGAUCACUUGCAAUGCUGGGCUACUGGCAGUAACCAUUUUGGUCCCAGCCAUAAUUUUGGUCAUUGCUAUAGGAAUUCUAUGCCAACAACUAGAUCUUCCUUGGUAUAUAAGCAUGAUUUGGAAAUGGACUCGUGCAAAGCACCAUGCCCGAAGUUCCCAGCAACGACAAGAAGAUCUCCAAGGAGUACACUUCCAUGCUUUCAUCUCCUAUAGCCAAAGAAAUGCCAACUGGGUUAUAGGUCAACUCUUGCCCAAACUUGAAGGUGAGGACUCUGCAACCCAAAAUGGACUGCGAGUGUGUCACCACGAGCGAGACUUCAUCCCAGGAAGGCCAAUCUUAGACAACAUCCUCCACUGCAUAGAACAAAGUAGAUGCUGCGUCUUUGUGCUGUCCUCUCAUUUUGUGCAGAGUGACUGGUGUCACUAUGAGCUCUACUUCGCUAGCCACCAGUGGAUAACACGAGGUUUCCCAAAGAGAAACAGCUGAGGAGGAAGUGGGAAGGUGCUGUAAGAAGGGAAGGUGUUUCCGCAAGUGAGUCCUCCGUGCUAUGCAGUGAGCAUUUCAAGCUGGAGGAUUUUGACAGGACAGGUCAAACUGUCAGGAUUAGAGAUGGAGCUGAACUUAUUCAGUUGCCCCACUCAUCUCCAAACAGUAGGUGUAUCGAUAGGCUAUAAUGAUUUAAUAGCUUGCCAUCAAAUCGUGGCUUGUUGUUGUUGUUGUUGUUGUUGUUAUUAUUAGCUAUUAUAAAUCUAUUAUUAUUAUUUUUAUCAUUAUUAUCAUCAUCAUCAUCAUCACAUAAAUGGGUUUUACCAGUGCAACUGUAACUGUUUUACCGGAUCAAUAAAGGACUAUCUUAUAAUUAUCGUUGUAAUUGUCUGUUUUGGAGUACAUCUGUAUCCUUUUAUUGUUAAUAAAAUAUAGAAAGCAGACUGACUGCCAGUGUCUCACUAUUUGAUUUGUAUUUGCUGAUUUUGUUCCAUUUUGGUACAAUGAUAGUCAAUUGUUAGUACUUAAAGAUGCACUAUUUAGAUUUCUUUUUACAGUAUUUAAAAAUGAUCGAGCUUUGUUAACAGAAUUCCAACCUGGAGCACAAGAAAAGCUAAAAGAUGGGGUUGAAGACAGAAAAGGCCAGUUCCACAAUGAAUAAAAAACUUUAUGCACAUUUCAUGUACAGUAAAUUAUCUUACAUUAGGGAUAUCUCAGCAUUUAUUAAACAAGAAAAAUAAGCCAAAUCUAUGCUUGACAAGUGUGAGUUUUCACAAUUCCUUAUGACGAAUAAUUUUCUAGUCUAACUAUCGAGAUUCUAAGUAACUGGAGACUUAACUUUUUUUGUACUUCACAUAGAUCAUAAACCAUUGAAAUUGUUUGAGAAAUGAAAACAUUAUUGUGCUUUUUAUCCAGAAAAACCGCAGCUCCCCUGUUUACUUGUAUUUUGUUUAUAGGGCAGUCUUGCCGGGAUCAUUAUGGCGGACACGUUGACAUAUCGCUUUGAACGGUUGAACGGUAUGAACGUAGACCAACAGCUAUUUUCACAGCAGCACAAAUGAGGGUAGAUAAUUUUCCAAGUUCAUAACUUUCAUGUGUGGAUCAAGGAUGGAUUUUAAACUAAUGUAUGUUGUCAUUCAUUUAAAUGUGUCUUUGGUGUUUAAAAUUAAGAGGUAAUAAAGUUAAUAGGGCCCUGGGAAAAACGAGUCCUGACUACAUAAAACCUUUGGAAAAUUUUACUUAAUGUGUGUUAACAGAAUGUUGAAUUGAGGAACAUAUGACCCUAGGAACAUAGGAGUGACCCCGUCAUAAAUAGCUAGCUAACAGCUCCAUUAAAUAAAGUGGUGUUUCCCUGAAGAGAAGAAAAACAUACUAGCUAACAACUAAACAAGCUAGCUAUUUAUCUCUCUAAGCAUGUUUUACACAAAGUGAUUGGUUGCAGUAACCAAAUAUUAUCUACAUAACUUUACUAACACUGUAACUUGGAUACAGACUUUGAUAGUCUUUUUUGAACAAUCUUUUUGGUCUAUAUUUUAUACGGUAUGUUAAUGAGGAAACUAUUAAGUAGUGCCAGCCACGGGAUCUCAGAAAGCAGUUCUAACUACAUUAACCACUGCUUGCCUGCCAAUGAAAAAAAACAUGAUUUCUCCAGAUUUUUUACAUUUAAUAAACAGCUUUCUUAAAAGGAAAUUGCUUCAGAUUGCAUUGCCCUCUGGGUAAGUAGUGCCCCUGAAAUAAAGUAAUGGAUCUUCCUUAACGAUAUCAAUGAAAAACUGAGUUUCUUUCACUAUAUUUCGUAUUUAUACUGAAAGGUGUUAAUGGUUGUUCUGACAUGAUUUUGAGUCUUGAAUGCACCCCAUGUGUAAGGUCAAAGGUCAUCUGCAGCAAAAACAGCCAGACACAGUGCAUAUUAGAGGUCUUCACUAGAAGCUAAGCCAAAUCGCUAAGGUAGGGUAAGGAAAGAAAGGGGGGAGGGGGGAUGUAAAAGUAUUAUUCUUCCCAUUAGACACAUUAUCGUCAAAUCCAAAAUUAUUGGCACCGUUCAAUAGGAUGGGCAAAACGGAAUUCACGCUACAACCAACAUUAAAUACAAACAAGAGAAAUGACUUACCUUGCAACUUACCUUUUUAUGAAAAAAAAAUCAAAUAAUAAGAAUUUAUCUUUUAAACAGUUCUAUUUUGUCUUAAAAUGUGGCGAAAUUCAACUAUGACACAUAUGAGGUUGUUCACAUGUAAAAUCUAUCACCUUGGGACACUUUCAACACAAAACACAAAGCACUUGACCUUGUAUGUAUUAUUCAUUCCUUUUAAGAUAUACAUUUUCCACAUUUUUAUAACGGGUGCCAGUAAUUCAGGAGCCGACUACAGGAGACUUUGUCCAAAAUAAAAGAAAUACAAAACUUUACAAUAAAAUAUCUUAAAUAAUCACUUGUCAUUAUUUCGCCAUUGUUAUUUUGUUUGAAGA